AUGGAACCUCCAACUAGAGAUACAACCAAGGCCCUCCAAAAUACUGUGGAAGUAUCAAACGUGCCCCGUUCCCGAUUCUUAGACGCUGCUCUUCCGUACAUCGAUCACCGGCAACUUUCUAUGUCUGAGGAUGGAAGCAGCAUGGAAAUCCCAGGCGGGCUCGAGGAUGAUCCACCUCAAGUGCCAGAAUUCCGGCCAUCUUCGCCUUUACGAGACAGCGUGCUAGCUGCUGAUGCCAGGGAUAUUCUACGGGCGAAGGAGAUUAUCAAAUAUCUGCUGAAAAACAACUAUGGCGCCUUUCCUUCCCGAAUAUCUCUCUGGCAUGCACUCUUAAUAGUAUGGCACAAAGCCUUUGCUGGUGACAACAUCCCGACAUACACAAUUAGCCAACGCGCGGUAAAAGACCUCAUUAAGCGGAAGGAAGUGGUAGAGAACACAUUUGCGUUCCGUGAUUCCGCUGGCACGAUAUCUGACUGCUAUCUGCUUGUAGAGUCCGGAAUAGAUCCGAAUCUUCCUCAAUUCCAAAGGCUCAAAGCCUUGAUGAAGGAGGCUCAUCCUCGCCCCUUUAUUCCCCAUGAGUUCGCCCAUCCAAGCGCGGAAACUCCAUCUACCAAUCAGAAUUGCGGGCCACAAUGGGGCUCCGGUCGCCGAAAACAUGUAAUGUCUGUCGAAGUCUUAGAUGCGCCUAUCUAUAUCUCUCAAGCCACCCGGAAGAGAUCUGCCCCAAAGGCCGUGCUUAGAAUAUCAGAAACAGGAGAAAUCGGAAGUAUGAAGCGAGUGAGACGUGCUUUUAAAGUAAACACUUCUGCAACAUGGCCUCCAGUAACCCCAGACUGGUACCUUAUGGGCCGGUACAAACAACUACGAUUCUUAAAACCGAAUACCCAUCUCGGCGAAGAAGGUUUAACCAGCGUGCCGGAGCCGGAGAAUGUGGCCUCCGCUAGCCCUACUCAUGCCCCUAGCGAAGCAUCUCAUCACGACAGUCGCGAGCGUGACAGGCGAACAGAACGCUACAUCAGUAUCAAAUUCACAGAGUGUACUAACAUCCAAAAGGGCACAAUAGAAUGGCCUACACCUGACAAUGACUUCUUCGAGUUCAAGGGGAGUAGUUUCACUCUCAUAGGUCCUACACCAGACCGUGAGGGCGUUACUCAACACAUGCGACAACGAACUACUCACUCUAACCUUCACAGAGCAUAUGGCUCUAUGUAUGGCUCUUUCUUAGCUCACGAGCAGCCCGACCUUUUAUUUGCACGACCUGUUGGUCCAAGCGCUUGCCGUGCGACACCGCUCAGGGGCCGACCAAGAAGUCGGCGUGACCGCCCUCCAAGAUUUAGGCUCAAAGAGCGUGUUCUGAUGCCAAUUAGCAAAAUAACUGAGGGGCACCAUCAAGAGCUGCGUACGAACAGCAUCCUUACUGACGGUUGUGCUCUUGAAGAGGCUCUUACGGUAGCGUUCGUAGCUAUCAGGGCCCUUCUCGGAGGAUCAAGCAAGGCGAUUGAUUGGGGACUGCUUAUGCGACUUUUCCCAGAUCAGAGUUUAAGUGAUCUGCGACGGUUCUGGGUGAAGCUCAUGAAAGACCGUAUACACUUCUUGGCCAGCUUCACCGAGAAAUUUCAAGACGCGUUCCUCAAAUCUUACGAAAAUGGAGAGUUGCCCCCUUUAAAUUAUGAUGACCUCCCUGGCUACGACUGGCAAGCCUUGAUUCAAUGGGCAAUAGAGUUGCGACGCACCAACUUUGUCAGAUUGCCAAUCAAACAAUCAUCGGGUACAGCCGUAAAGGGGAUACGGGGCUUUACACUCGAGAAUCAGCCGAUGCAACCUAGACACUGGCAUGAGAGGUUUUACCAUCAUCAAGCGUCUAUCUUUAGCCGCUUUGAAUUAUCGACUUCGGAAAGCGCAGCUCUUCGUUUGCCUUCCUUAGCAAAAGGCGCGCCUGAUGCUACCGCGCCUGAUGCUGUACAAGUGGCCAUAUCCUGGGUGCGCGCCCUCUCAACAACGCCCUCAGGGAAAUGUCCGCCGGAUAUUGUGAAGAGUAAACUUGCAACACUUGCCUCAACUCGCGAACAAGUCAAUGCAAUAUUAGAUGAGGCCGUCACAAGCCUGAACACUCGGCGAAUCAUCACAAAACGCAUACGUAGCAAGCCUUACAUGCUGAGCCGACCGUUUCAAAGCAAUCUCGCAAAAUUCGGGCACGAGAAAAGUUCCGCGCUGCGUCCGAUUUCAAAAAUUGCUCGACGAGACCUUUCGUCGGGCAGAGCCCUUCAAAAUCCCCUUCCUUGCCGAGGAUGGUGCGAAUAUGGCCCUUCUUAA
This is a messenger RNA of Parascedosporium putredinis, 2313 nucleotides long. NCBI's taxonomy places the organism in Eukaryota, Fungi, Ascomycota, Sordariomycetes, Microascales, Microascaceae. The record is from the annotation of a GenBank genome assembly.